Molecule: messenger RNA, 641 nt
Organism: Hibiscus syriacus
Lineage: Eukaryota; Viridiplantae; Streptophyta; Magnoliopsida; Malvales; Malvaceae
Product: EH domain-containing protein 2-like
Exons: 5
Coding region: 147-641 (164 amino acids)
Biological process (GO): endosomal transport; endocytosis
Cellular component (GO): nucleus; plasma membrane; cytoplasm
Molecular function (GO): calcium ion binding; protein binding
Source: RefSeq, a predicted model, not a curated record
UUUCUAUUUCCUCACCUCUCCUCGAUCUAACCACCAAAACACCGUGAAUCCCAUCUCAUCUUCACUCUCCGUUUGAUUCUCUUGAUCUGGGAAAGUUAUACGAUUAGUUCGGAAUCUGCUUCGAUUCUUUGUUUUGGGGCGUUGAGAUGGCGGGGCAAAAUCAGGAUCAAUUCAGAUCUUACUUCAGGAAAGCAGAUUUAGAUGGGGAUGGCAGAAUUAGUGGAGUUGAGGCUGUUUCUUUCUUUCAAGGAUCCGGUUUGUCCAAACAAGUCCUCGCUCAGAUAUGGACAUAUGCUGAUCAAAGCCAUAGUGGUUCCCUAAGUAAGCCAGAGUUUUUAAAUGCUCUCAAGCUUGUGGCUGUAGCACAAAGGCGUGAAUUAACACCAGACAUUGUUAAGGCAGCAUUAUUCGGUCCUGCUGCAGCAAAAAUUCCAACGCCACAAAUUAAUUUUCCUUCUACAUCCGCUCCACAGAUGGGUGCAGUUAUGCCAACAUCCUCUUCAAUUCCUGGGUUCAGAGGACCAGGAGCUCCAAAUGCUGGUAUGGGCCAGCAUCAGUUCCCUUCUGUUGUUUUAGCAGAAUGCUUGAAAGGAUUUGGUCCUUGGAAUGCAGUUUUGGAGCCUUUUUCUGGGUGCUAUUGA